AUGGGGACGGCGGUGGGUGGGGGUCCUGGGGACGAAGCCGAGUUCAAGGACAAGCUGAGCCCGGUGGCCCUGAGCGUGGCCCUGGCACUGCCCCGGGAGGCCCCGGGGCUGGUGCUCUAUGGGAACACCCUGGUGCAGGCACAGACCCACAUCAUCCUGGAGGACUGUGGCGAGGACAAUCUCUGCAUCCCCGACCUCCACCUGGCUGCUGACACCCCCAGCCAGCGCCUGCUGAUCGGGGCGGAGGCCGCGCUGCGCCUGCGUGCCCACGCCUCCAACGCGGGCGAAGGCGCCUUCGAGGCCGAGCUGAGGGUGCAGCUGCCCCCUGGCACCCACUACCAGGCAGCCCGGAGCACCAUCCCGGGGCAGGAGAAGCUGAGCUGCAACCCCAAGAAGGAGAACGGGACCCACGUGGUGCUCUGCGAGCUGGGCAACCCCAUGAAAGCGGGGGCCCAGGUAAGGGGGUGGGAGGUCUCUCUGCUGUGACACUGCCGUCCCCCUGUCCCCUCCCGCUGUCGGGACACUGGCACUCGGGAUCGGUGUCCUCAGCGUGUCCCCAAACUCGCUGUCUGUCCCUCCCCCCGCAGCAAGAACAGCCCCAGCUCCACGAACGCGUCGGUGACAGUGACAGUGCCCGUGGAGGCUCAGGCAGAGAUGGAGCUGCGAGGCAACUCCCUGCCAGACACGACGGUGCUGCCCACGAGCUGGCAGGGGGUGGAGGGCAGCCGGCGGCUCGAGGACCACGGCAUCAAGGUGGAGCACGUUUAUGAGCUCCACAACAAGGGUCCCAGCACCGUCAGCGGGGUCUCCCUGCGCCUCGCUGUCCCCCACCAGCUGGGCGGCCACGUCCUUCUCUACCUGCUGGAGCUGGGCACCGAGGGGGGCAUGAACUGCACCCACCACCCCGACCUCAACCCCGCCCAGCUGGAGAUCGCCCGUCCCACGGGAGCAGCGCCCGGGAACGGCACCCGCCAGCGGGAGCGCCGGGAGGCGGAGGAGCCCCCGGGGCUGGGGCUGGGGGAGCCUGUCCCCGUGGACUGUGACAAUGCCACGUGCGUGGACAUCACCUGCCACGUGCCCAGCCUGGGCAAGGACCAGCGGGCACUGGUCAGUGUCCACGCCCUGCUCUGGAUGGACACCCUGCAGCAGCGGGAGCACCUCCUGUCGCAGUUCCUCAUCCAGUCCCAGGCGUGGUUCAGCACCUCGGCCAUGCCCUACCGGGUCCAGCCCCGCUUCCUGCCCGCCGGCAACGCCACGGCUGUCACACGGGUGGUUCGUGCCAGCCCCGGGGGCAAGGGGGCCGUGCCGGUGUGGGGGGUGGUGCUGGGGGUCCUGGCCGGGCUCCUGCUCCUCACCCUCCUCAGCCUCUUCAUGUGGAAGGUGCUGCUGCGGGUGCAGGUGUACGAGAGCGGGACGCUGGCCCCGCUGGCCCAGGCCGUGCUGGACGUGUUCGGGCUGGUGGCGAUGGCGGCGGGUGUGACGGACAUCACCACCUACCACACCAUCUUCCUGCUCACCAUCCUGGGUGCCCUGGCCCUCCUCGUCCUCAUCCUCCUCUGCCUCCUCAUCUACUACUGCAGGUCAGCACCCCCCUGA
Messenger RNA from Manacus vitellinus (golden-collared manakin), 1596 nucleotides. It is a transcript of the gene ITGA2B, whose product is annotated as integrin subunit alpha 2b. Gene Ontology annotation, biological process: angiogenesis; cell adhesion mediated by integrin; cell-matrix adhesion. Gene Ontology annotation, cellular component: external side of plasma membrane; integrin complex. Gene Ontology annotation, molecular function: integrin binding. The transcript has 14 exons. The record is from RefSeq and is a predicted model, not a curated record. NCBI's taxonomy places the organism in Eukaryota, Metazoa, Chordata, Aves, Passeriformes, Pipridae.